AAGUGAAAAAGAAGAAGAAGAACAUGUCCCACACUAUUGAUACACAAAUUGGCCUCACAACAGGGUAUAAUUGCUGCCUUUUUCUUUUUCUUCUACUGCUAGUUAAGCCUCCACUCUUCUUCCGAUUACAGCUGGUGUCUCUCCCUUGGGAGUUAGGACUUAGGACCCCAUAAUGGGCAGAACUGGAGUGAAAAUGCCCAGUUUCUGCUUAAACAGAAUCAGGCCUCAUGUCCGGGUUCGUUCGCCGCCCGUCCAAACCCAAAACGACGCUAAAACCGACCAGAAAAAUGAGAAUUCAGGUGAUGUGAUCAAGCCGGUAAAGCCCAUUGGGAGGAAGAUUAUGAUUGUGGUCGAUUCGAGCAUGGAAGCCAAGGGAGCUCUGCAAUGGGCAUUGACUCACACCGUUCAGAGCCAUGACAUGGUGAUUCUUCUUCAUGUCACCAAGCCUUCUAACCCUGCAGUUUUUGUUGCAGGUGAAGUGACCAGCAAGAAGAUAGCUCCAAAGGUUUCUGAAUUCCUUGAAUCAAUGAAGAAUAUGUGCCAACAGAAGAGACCUGAGGUAAAUAUUGAGGUAGCAGUGGCAGAGGGGAAAGAGAAAGGCCCAACCAUAGUGGAAGAGGCGAAGAAGCAAGGCGUGGCGAUGCUGGUUUUAGGGCAGAGGAAGCAAUCGGUGACGUGGCGCCUCCUAAUGACGUGGGCGGGGAAUCGGGCAGGCGGCGGCGGGGUGGUGGAGUACUGCAUCCAGAAUUCUAGUUGCAUGGCGAUUGGAGUGAGGAGGAAGAGCAAGAAGAUCGGAGGGUAUUUGAUCAGCACGAAACGCCACAAAGAUUUCUGGCUCUUGGCUUGACGAGUAUUUGUUGCAGUAGUUGAACUUCUGAAAUCACAAAAGCGUGUAAUCUCAUUUCACAGUAAUGUCUUUGUUCAUCUAGUGUUUGUAGAUAAUGAGGGAGUGAUGGUCUCGUCGGCUUUGGCUAUCGGAGCAUGGGCCUUACGGAUUGCUUGCUGUUUGGCAGUAGAACAGAACUUCCCAGAGGUGAUCUUUGAAUCCGAUUGCAAGAACCUCAUAACCUAUGCUACUGAUUCUAAAGCACAAUGUCCAUGGGAGAUGGCUACAAUUGUUGCGGAUAUCAAGAAAUGGGCAGGGACAAGACGGUGGUCUUUCGUUUGGUGUAAUCUUGGUCUUAACAAAGCUGCUCGUUGGAUAGCGUCACAGUGUAUAGGCAGGAAAAUCUUAUUUCAUACGGGUUGUAUUCCGCCCGCUUUAGAGUCUAUUUUGCUUAAAGACUUGUCCUAAGCAGUUUGUUCGUGUAUCGUGACUCUUUCCAAAAAAAAAAAAAAAGAAGGUUUAAUGGAAGAGAAUUUGGGUAUGAAAUGAAGAUUGAAAAUGUGAAA
Messenger RNA from Rhododendron vialii, 1392 nucleotides. RefSeq names its product universal stress protein PHOS32. The transcript is spliced from 3 exons. NCBI's taxonomy places the organism in Eukaryota, Viridiplantae, Streptophyta, Magnoliopsida, Ericales, Ericaceae. The record is from RefSeq and is a predicted model, not a curated record. Bases 173 to 847 code for a protein of 224 amino acids.